CUACGGCCUCACAUAAACCCUCACAGCUCCUGUCACUCCGCCCACUCUCUGAGCUGCAGCCAGAGCGAAAAGUCAUUUCCCACGCAGCUGUUCAACGCGCAACAGGAAAAGUGACAAAUAUGACCCGUCGUGUGGCAGUUAUUGGAGGCGGUAGUUCAGGUCUGGCCUGUAUCAAGUGUUGUCUGGAUGAGGGGCUGGAGCCUGUGUGCUUUGAGAGUAGUGAUGACAUCGGUGGUCUGUGGAGGUUUAAGGAGAAUCCUGAGCCUGACAGGGCCAGCAUCUAUCACUCAGUCAUCAUCAACACCUCCAAGGAGAUGAUGUGUUUCAGCGACUUCCCCAUUCCUGCACACUUUCCCAACUUCAUGCACAACUCCCUCAUCAUGGAUUACUUUCGGAUGUACGCUGAUCACUUCCAGCUCACUAAGCACAUACGCUUCAAUACCAAGGUGUUGCAGGUGAAGCAGAGAUCAGAUUUUUCUCACUCAGGCCAGUGGGAUGUGGAAACAGAAGACAAGGACGGCAAAAAAAAGAAACACAUUUUUGAUGCUGUGUUGAUCUGCAUUGGACAUCACUGCCAUCCCAACAUGCCCCUUCAUGACUUCCCAGGCAUUGACACAUUCACAGGCAAGUAUUUCCACAGCCGGGACUAUAAGACCCCUGAGGAGUGGAGGAAUAAACGGGUUGUAGUUAUUGGAAUAGGAAACUCUGGAGGAGACAUCGCUGUGGAACUGAGCAGAGUCACCAAACAGCUUUACUUGAGCACUCGAAGGGGAGCCUGGAUCCUGAACCGUGUCGGGGACAAUGGCAUGCCCCUAGACUUACUUUUUAACAGGGUGAUGAAUGCUGUACGAUGCAUCCUUCCCUUUGAGUAUUUCUGUCGUCUGGGAGAAAAUCGUCUUAAUCAAAGAUUUGAUCACAGUCUGUACAAUCUCAAACCAAAGCACAGGCUGUUCAGCCAACAUCCCACAGUGAACGAUGAGCUGCCCAACCGCAUCCUGUCUGGAACAGUUCAGGUCAAACCCAACAUCCGCAGAUUUCAAGGGUCCAGCGUGGAGUUUGAUGAUGGAAGUGUUGUUGAGGACGUAGACCUGGUGGUUUUUGCCACAGGUUACAAGUUUUCCUUCCCUUUUCUGGCUUCACAAGUGGUCUCAGUGAGUGAGAACAAAGCAUCUCUCUACAAGUACGUGUUCCCUCCUGAACUGGACCGUCCCACACUGGCCAUCAUUGGUCUGGUGCAGCCACUGGGGGCCAUUAUGCCCAUCUCUGAGAUGCAGGCCAGAUGGGCCACUCGGGUCUUUAAAGGUUGUGCCAAGCUUCCUUCAGUUUCUGCCAUGUUGAAGGACAUUCAGUACAAAAAGGAGACCAUGGCUAAAAGGUAUGUCACCAGUCAGAGACACACCAUCCAGGUGGACUAUGUCACUUACAUGGAUGAGAUAGCAGAGCUGGUGGGGGUUAAACCCGCACUGUCACGACUUCUGCUGACUGAUCCCAAACUGGGACUGAAUGUGGUGUUUGGUCCCAGCACCCCUUAUCAGUACCGUCUCAGAGGGCCAGGAAAGUGGGCUGGGGCCCGUCAGGCCAUCCUCACUCAGUGGGAGAGAGUGGCUAAACCCAUGCAGACCAGGAUCUGUGAUGAACCCAAAGCCCAGAGGUCAUUCAAGUGGCCUCUGAUUCUGUCAGCUACUGCUUUGGCCUUGGCUGUGUAUGUGAACAGGAGCAGCCUUUUACCUUUACUACAAGAUCCCACUGCAUUGGUGGACACGAUGAAAGGGUACCUACCCACAUACUGAAGGACUUGACCCAUUUCACCUCUGAGAACUCUUGAAACAGUCACCUUGAGUUUUCAGCCAGCUCCUGUAGCUGCAUAUAAUUUGUUUCAUCUUAAAAUAUGAAUGAGGACAAAGAUUUUUAUUUUACCUCUCCUCUUCAGCAAUUUGGCCUCCAAUAUAAGUGUACUGGGUGACUGGGAUUUGCUUGACAUUUUUGUUCUAAGAGGGUUUGGAACCUUAGAUCAAUUCCCCCUAUUGGUUGGAUGUAAUUAUUUUAUUAGUGUACAGAUAUUACUUAAUGGGAGAACAGAACACGGUUAUACACAAACAGUGAUACAGACCCUGAAACAGAAACAAACAACAGGCAAAAACAAAAUAGUAACAACAACAGUAGAGGAACAUCAGUGAAUCUGAAGAACAGAAAAGUCUGAUAUCACAAUAACCCAUAGAAAGCAACAAAUGACAAAUAAAUAACAAAGCAAAGAUAGCAACAGAAUAAGAUUUGGGGGGUGGGGGUAUGUGUGUGGGAAGUUGCAACCCCACCCACCCAUCAUCACCAGCAGCAGGACAGGGACGGCCUGGAGGGCACAGGUAACCAUCGACCCACAGAGCCCAAAGGACCCAAAACCACACCCCAUGAUGCAGCCCCACGGCCAGAGCCAGAACUGCAACCACCAAGCCACUAAGAGAUCCUCUCAUUCUGGGCAAGGGUCCCCAGACAAGGGUGACGAAACCCCCCCACCACCACCACCACUACCACCCUGCCGGGGUACCAGAGACGCAGGACCCACUCACACACUAGCGCUGUAGCAGACUCCCCCUCCAGGGGGGGGCAACCAUGUGGGUCACUCCAGCUAGAACCCCCUACUAGGAGAGAGGGUCCCCCAGGCCAGUCCCCCUUUUACUUUCUGGUUUAUUUAAUUUAUUGAAAAUUUGAAGUGACUCCCCAAGUAUUUCUACCGUUUAGAGGAGUUGGUGUCCACUGUAUUCAGGGGCAGAGCACAGCCUAUGGAGGCAGGAUUUAAGAGGGACACAGCUGAUACUAACACUGCGCUUCAUGGUUACUGGUGAAAAA
Messenger RNA from Sphaeramia orbicularis (orbiculate cardinalfish), 2844 nucleotides. RefSeq names its product dimethylaniline monooxygenase [N-oxide-forming] 5-like. The record is from RefSeq and is a predicted model, not a curated record. Gene Ontology annotation, molecular function: NADP binding; flavin adenine dinucleotide binding; N,N-dimethylaniline monooxygenase activity. The coding region runs from base 120 to 1790 and encodes 556 amino acids. The transcript has 10 exons. Lineage: Eukaryota; Metazoa; Chordata; Actinopteri; Kurtiformes; Apogonidae.